UGGGGAAUGCUUACGAGGCCGGAAGCCGUUGUUGGAGUGUGGUCAUCGCAAAGUCUUUGGCGCAUUGUUUAUGCUUGAGGGGAUUUAUAUGAGAAGCAGAAGAACUCGCCGGCUACUAGUAUUUCUGACGUCUGAAGCACCUUUUCCGCUGAGUGGAGAUUGUCUAGCUUCUGCAUUGGCAGGGCAUGUGUCGUAAGUCGCUUCUCAUCCUAAAGAUACUUUUCUUUCCACUGCGCGACGGCCAACAUGCCUAGAAAAUCUGCUGAGCAAACGCUGCGUCUGAUAGGACCGUCGGCACGUGUCUUGAUAGCCCUGGCGAGAGGUCGGACAAUUACUCUCGAGCCAACUGUCGUGUUGCACGGGUGUCAGGUCGCUUAUUGAGAAGUUUUUUCUAUCUUUGGGUAAACCGAAGCUUGCAGUCUUGGCCCAGAACUUGGCGAUAUUCGCGGCGCUGCCGCUUUUUUCAGAGACUCUGCGUUUUGGCGUAAACCUUCUUAACGAGCUUGCAAGUUUGCCCUGCUGCGAUUGACUUAAGAUCCAGCACUUGGAGGAAACUCUUACUUGUAUCUUUGUUCCCGGCUUGUCCUAUAAACAAAUAGGAUACGUAUUUUAAACCGCAGCCUAUCGGUCUUAAACGCGGCCGUUCUAAUGUUUUUUCCACUGUUGAACUGCGGCGCAGGAACACAAAUACUGCAAUCAAAGUUGCGUAACUGAGCGAAGUAAGCAUUAUUAAAUUCAAUAAAUAUGCUUACAGUAGAUUAAUUGCACUUCUGUUUCUAGAGUGGAAUGUAGCUUAUAACAUUUGACAGUAACGUUCGAGUAUGUCGAUUGCUAAAAGUCUCGUCAUGGUAACAUAUGAAACUUUCAUAUGCAUCGAAAAAAAACGCCACUUUCAACGCGACAUUGCAAGCAGUGAGAUACGGAGAUAAAAAUGGAGUCAGCAAGUGAAAAUCAAGAAAUUCCAAUGCUGUUGCUGAUCGACACAAUUAACCAGAUGAUUACCGACGAGCAGGCCGCAGGGCACAUGAAUACCGGCGACAAAAUUUAUGUGUUCGUCCAAACCUCGGAGGAGUUAUCUAGGACGGUGGGAAAAACUAUCACCUUUCACCAAGUAAUCGACAGUUACAACCGUUACCGGGAGAAGUUUGACGCGGUGAACGCGAAGGUUAAAUACCUUAAGAAAGGUGCGAGCCAAUUGACUUUAGACGAGAUUGGGAUUUACAAAAUAUUCAAGAAAACUAAAUACUAUUUAUGAGGCAAAGAUAUAUUUUUGAUUGUAUAAUUCUAUUUGAUUAUUAUAAAGUAUGAUUUUGAAUAAAAUAAAUUAAACUUUUGCAGGGAAACCGGCGCACGAGGUACUUCUCUACUUCUUGGUGCUUCAAUGGUGAUUUUCUGCAUAUCAAUUAUUCGGUUUUGCAUCCCCUUUUUUGCUUCAUGAAGUAAAACGUCACAAUGAUUUAUAAAUAAAAUGUUUUCACGAAA
Molecule: messenger RNA, 1482 nt
Organism: Nasonia vitripennis (jewel wasp)
Lineage: Eukaryota; Metazoa; Arthropoda; Insecta; Hymenoptera; Pteromalidae
Exons: 2
Coding region: 932-1255 (107 amino acids)
Source: RefSeq, a predicted model, not a curated record